Molecule: messenger RNA, 4566 nt
Organism: Phyllopteryx taeniolatus (common seadragon)
Lineage: Eukaryota; Metazoa; Chordata; Actinopteri; Syngnathiformes; Syngnathidae
Gene: ppib
Product: peptidylprolyl isomerase B (cyclophilin B)
Exons: 6
Coding region: 80-730 (216 amino acids)
Biological process (GO): protein folding; protein peptidyl-prolyl isomerization
Cellular component (GO): intracellular membrane-bounded organelle
Molecular function (GO): peptidyl-prolyl cis-trans isomerase activity
Source: RefSeq, a predicted model, not a curated record
UUCCGGUCUGCCCACCCGAGUAAAAAGCUACCGAGGCUGUGUGGGUCGAUUCUUUGGCCGCUUUGUCUUUUUUUUGUUGAUGGUUAGACUCUGUGAGAGAAGGAUGAAGUUCAUCUUGGCUGCCACGGUCAUCGUGGGCUCCGUGUUUUUUCUCGCCUUCCCCAGUGGCUCGUCGGCCGACGAGAGGAAGAAGGGACCCAAAGUAACCGCCAAGGUGUACUUUGAUAUGAAAAUCGGAGACGAUGAAGUGGGCCGGAUCGUCAUCGGGGUGUUCGGGAAGACCGUCCCCAAGACUGUUGAGAACUUUGUGGCCUUGGCAACAGGAGAGAAAGGCUUUGGCUACAAGGGCAGCAAGUUCCAUCGUGUCAUCAAACAGUUCAUGAUCCAGGGAGGAGACUUCACCAAGGGAGAUGGAACCGGAGGAAAGAGUAUUUACGGCGACCGGUUCCCCGACGAGAACUUCAAGCUGAAGCACUACACCCCCGGCUGGCUCAGCAUGGCCAACGCCGGCAAGGACACCAACGGCUCACAGUUCUUCAUCACCACUGUCAUGACCAGCUGGCUGGAUGGCAAGCACGUGGUCUUUGGAAAAGUCCUGGAGGGAAUGGAAGUGGUGCAUAAGAUCGAGAACACAAAGACGGACAGUCGCGAUAAGCCCCUCCAAGACGUGGUCAUCUACGACUGCGGCAUGAUCAAAGUAGACGAGCCGUUCGCCGUAGCCAGGGAAUGAGCAGAACUGUGUGUGUGGGGUGGGGGUCGGAGUGUUCAUCGUGCAGGCCACUGCAUGUCCAGUCUGGAAGGAGAAGCUUCUCUGGCUCUUGAAAGAGUGGCGCCCGGCGGUGGUCAGAAAGCAACAAAGGCGUGUCGAUAUCUAUGACGACACUCUGGCUCCAUCAAGCAUUCCAAGGUGCUUCAAUGGUCUUUUUGUUCUUCGUUUUUUUUUUUUUUUUUUUUUUUUUUUUUUAAUUAUUAAAAAAAAAAGGUUCCUUGAAAUAAAGCUUCCAGGUUUUGUUAAAUUCUUUUUGGGGGACAUUUAUACUUCUUGUACAUUUCACUUUAUAAUACGAAUCCUUUAGUCAUCCGCAGAUGGUAAGUGAAACGUGCAGAAAUUUAAGUGUAAUUCUCCCUUUGAGGUACAAGGGGGCAGCAUUGUGCUGUGAAUGGUUUUCUUUUGACCGCCAGCUAAUGGAGCCACCAGGAGGCAUGUGCCAUCUACUUUCCAAUGUCCUGUAUCUAUUUAACCAACAUCAAUCUUUGAUCUCGCUACAAUUCUGCCCAGCAACAACAUUUCUCAGCACGCGCACACCACAUUUGCACUAGGAAUUGUAAUUUGUCGUUCUCGUUUUACAUAAGCAUGUUUGUGAUGCUUGUCCAUGACCGCUUAGGCCACUAAAGUACUUUAGUGUGCUUGUUUGGCCCUCUCAAAGCACCCACUAGGGGGCGGAGAGCUAGUGUACAACCCGAAUUCCAAUUAAGUUGGGACGUUGUGUUAAACAAAUAAAAACGGAAUGCAAUGAUUUGCAAAUCAUGUUCAACCUAUUUAAUUGAAUACACUACACAGACAAGAUAUGUAAUUUUUAAACUCUUAAACUUUAUUAUUUUUAGCAAAUAAUCUUAGAAUUUUAUGGCUGCAACAUGUUCCAAAAAAGCUUGGACAGGGUCAUGUUUACCACUGUUACAUCGCCUUUUCUUUUAACAACAUUUAAUAAACGUUUGGGAACUGAGGACACUAAUUGUUGAAGCUUUGUAGGUGGAAUUCUUUCCCAUUCUUGCUUGAUGUACAGCUUCACAGUCUGGGGUCUCCGUUGUCAUAUUUUACGCUUUAUAAUGAGCCAUACAUUUUCAAUGGGAGACAGGUCUGGACUGCAGGCAGGCCAGUCUAGUACCCGCACUCUCUUACUAUGCUGAAAUAAGCAGGGGCAUCCGCGAAAAAGACAUUGCUUGGAUGGCAGUAUAGGUUUCUCCAAAACCUGUAUGUACCUUUUCAGCAUUAAUAGUGCCUUCACAGAUGUGUAAGUUACCCAUGCCAUGGGCACUAACACAGCCCCAUACCAUCGCUGAUGCUGGCUUCUGAACUUUGUGUCCAUAACAGUCCGGGUGGUUCUUUUCCUCUUUGGCCCCGGAGGACACGACGUCCACAAUUUCAAAAACAAUUUGAAAUGUGGACUCGUCGGACCACAGAACUCUUUUCCACUUUCCAUCAGUCUAUCUUAGAUGAGCUCGGGCCCAGAGAAGCCGGCGGCGUUUCUGGGUGGUGUUGAUAAAUGGCUUUUGCUUUGCAUCGUAGAGUUUCAAGUUCCACUUACGAAUGUAGCGCCAAACAUUGGUUUUCUGAAGUGUUCCUGAGCCCAUGUGGUGAUAUCAUUUACACAUUGAUGUCGUUUUUUGAUGCAGUGCCGGCUGAGGGAUCGAAGGUCACGGUCAUUCAAUGUUGGUUUUCGGCCUUGCUGCUUACAUGCAGUGAUUUCUCCAGAUUCUCUGAACCUUUUGAUGAUGAUGAUGAUGAUGAUAUGGACCGUAGCUGAUGAAAUCCCUAAAUUCCUUGCAUUUGUGCGUUGAGGAACAUUGUCCUUAAACUGUUUGAGUAUUUUCUCACGCACUUGUUCACAAAGAGGUGAACCUCACCCCAUCUUUGCUCUUGAAUGACUGAGCAAUUCAGGGAAGCUCCUUUUAUACCCAAUCAUGGCACCGACCUGUUCCCAAUUAGGCUGUUCACCUGUGGGAUGUUCCAAACAGGUGUUUGAUGAGAGUUCCUCAACUUUCUCAGUCUUUUUUGCCACCUGUCCCAGCUUUUUUGGAAUGUGUUGCAGCCAUAAAAUUCUAAGUUAAUUUGCUAUAAACAAUAAACUUUGUCAGUUUGAACAUUAAAUAUCUUGUCUUUGUAGUGUAUUCAAUUAAAAAUAGGUUGAACAUGAUUUGCCAAUCAUUGUAUUCUGUUUUUUAUUUUUGUUUAACACAAUGUCCCAACUUCAUUGGAAUUGGGGUUGUACUUAUAUUUCAUCUUUCAAGUGUUUGACACACCUUCCUGUCUUUGUCCCAUCUUCCUGACGCUCCCAAUGCAGUGUGUUGGAACAAACUCUUUGCAGGCAAGUCCCAGCCUGGCCCUUGCAUGCUGCUUUUGGUAUAUUGGUGCGUAAUAUCGUUAUUAAUAUUAAGGUCCACGUGAUAAGGAGGGGAAGAAAGCGGCGUUGCAUGGGCCUUCAUGUAAGCAAGCAAAAGAGGCUCAAGCAGUGUGGACCGCUGCAUUGUAGUAGUAAUAUUGACAGUUUCAAAUAUUUUGACUGGCUCUUGUAGUUGAAAUCUACUUUGAAUAUCAAUUAAAAUAAUGUUUAUAUAAUUGGACAAUUUUCAUUUUUUCAAAUCAUUUUUAAAAAUGUGUAUAUCUAGCGCACGUGUCAAACUAGGCUCAAGGACCAAAUCAGGUCUGCCACAUAAUUUUAUAUAUCCCACGAAAGCAAAUAGUGUUAUCCUCAUGAUUUUGCGAAGAGGAUUUAUUCAUUUUUUGGCAGAAAAUCUGUACCUAAAUACAUUUUUUUAUUCACUUUUCAAAAAUUAUUACAAGAUAUUUUUUUUUUUACCACCCAAUCAUUUCAUAACAACUGAGAAAUAGUAAAAAUUAAAGUAAUACUCCUAUUUAUAAAUUCAAUAUCUGCUUGCUGCUAUUUUCUGACUUCUGAUGACAAAUGUGUUCGAAACAAUUAGAUGCACCGAUACUGAUACAAGUAUCAGUGCCAAUACUGUUCAUCUGUACACAAAAAAAAAUGCUCCGAUACUGACACACUGAUACCACUUUACCAGCCUGGGAGGUGGAGUAGGAACCACGGCGACCAUGUGGAGAUACUUUAAGAUAAACAUGGAUGAUAACUCUUUGUUAGCCGACUCCACAAACUGUGCUCUACAAAAUGGAUGAUGAAUUCCACGUAGGCAGUGAUUGAGGGCAAUCACCAUGGUUCUCGAUCCCUGUCACCGGCUUCGCUCUGCUAGCCACGGGCCUGUCACAAAGCCUCUACAACGCAUCACGUCGAGUAAAGAGAGUUUCAGAGCAAACCCAUUCUACCGUGUCAGGAAGUGUGCAGCUGUGUUUUGCCCAGAUCCAGUCAGGCAUCCAGUGACUCACCAGGACGGGCAAAAAAUAUGGAAAGAAUUCCCUGGAAUCUUUAAAGCCUCUCUUGUUUGGACUGUGGCGAUUGGGGGGAUUGUGUGCUGAAACAGUGUUGUUGUUCACCUAGUGGCCUGCGCCGCACAGGCCGGACAUAUCUGACAUAGCUGUGCACGCGAGGCUUUGUCACGUAGAUUAAACGAACAUUGCAGAGAAUCACCGCAAACAAAGAAUGCCAACGCAUCCUGGGACGCUGCCCCCCUCGCCGAAUCAACCUGUCGUUUACACUUAGUGACACAACCUGUUUUUUUUGUCUGUUUCCUAUUUUGUGUAGAGUACCUCAAUUUGCAGGGGCUCUAAAGGACAAGCUCAAGAUCCAAAGCAUACCACAUCACGUGACAAACCUACAAGUAUGCAAGAUUGCAUUGAUCCUUUUUAAAGAAUAAACAUCUAUUGAGAAACUUGAA